This is a messenger RNA of Pararge aegeria (speckled wood butterfly), 1269 nucleotides long. It is a transcript of the gene RunxB, whose product is annotated as runt-related transcription factor 3-like. Gene Ontology annotation, biological process: regulation of DNA-templated transcription. Gene Ontology annotation, molecular function: RNA polymerase II cis-regulatory region sequence-specific DNA binding; ATP binding; DNA-binding transcription factor activity, RNA polymerase II-specific. Lineage: Eukaryota; Metazoa; Arthropoda; Insecta; Lepidoptera; Nymphalidae. The coding region runs from base 1 to 1269 and encodes 422 amino acids. Gene Ontology annotation, cellular component: nucleus. The record is from RefSeq and is a predicted model, not a curated record. The transcript is spliced from 6 exons.
AUGCAUUUAUCGAGUGAAGUGAGUUCGACUACGAAUGGUCUUGGACAUGAGGCGCCCUCCUCAAGUUACAGUGGUUUGCCGAGCCAGCCUCUGACUGCAGAGUUGCUGGCUGAGAGAACGCUGGAGGGGUUAUUGGCUGACCACCCUGGUGAGCUCGUGAAGACUGGCAGUCCCCACGUAGUAUGUACAGUGCUGCCUCCACACUGGCGGUCUAACAAAACCUUGCCAGUGGCGUUCAAAGUGGUCGCCCUGGGUGACGUAGGAGAUGGCACUCUGGUGACUGUCAGGGCCGGAAAUGAUGAAAACUGUUCAGCAGAGCUUCGGAACUGUACUGCUGUCAUGAAGAACCAAGUUGCGAAGUUCAAUGAUUUGAGGUUCGUCGGGAGGAGUGGGAGAGGCCUAGCCGGAACACGUAGUAAAUCAUUCUCGCUAACAAUAAUGCUGGCAACGUCUCCCCCUCAAGUGGCAACGUACCAAAAGGCGAUCAAGGUCACCGUCGACGGCCCCAGGGAACCGCGCUCCAAGACCCGACACCAUGGCUUCCAUCCAUUCCACUUUGGACCAAGAUUUGCACCUGAUCCACUAAUGGGCUCACUACCAUUUAAAUUAUCAGGUAUAGCACAUCAGUUAGCGGGGCUUCCUGGAGGGGAGUGGGGUGCGCUCGCAAGACACUAUCCUCCACCUCUGUUACCAACGCAUGCGCAUUUCACACCUCACGUCCUCCCGCCGGCGCAUACGCAACACCACGUCCCACCGCCACCUCAUGAAACAGAUAUAACCUCAGAGAAUCCGGCAACUAUGCAUCCUCACAGCACUACUAGCCCGGCAAACUCACGGCCUGGUUCUCCACAUGAUGAUGACGAUGAUAUAUCUGUGACCGCGUCAAGCAGUCCACCGCCUGAUGACCGUCCGGGAGCUUUCACCUCCGUUACAAGGACAAGAAAACCUCUUCAGCCGCUUCCAGCACCAUCAAGUCUUUUCCACAGUGCUUUAGCAGCGCAACUAUUUCUUAAUUCACCUCUUCUGCCAACUCCACCGGCUUGGCUGUAUUCACAAUUGUAUGGCGGAUACGAUUGGUGGCUCAGACCGCCUGCGCCACAAGAAGAUUCUAAUUCAAGUCCAGAUAGAGAAGAAGAAGCUGGUUCAACCGCAUCAAGUUCAAAGAAAAGACCAGCGUCACCGGAAUGGACUGACCAGGGAGUCAGAACUCGAAGCAAAUCUUUAAUGACUUCAGAAAGACGACCCGUUGAUGUGUGGCGCCCGUACUAG